Molecule: messenger RNA, 2741 nt
Organism: Branchiostoma floridae (Florida lancelet)
Lineage: Eukaryota; Metazoa; Chordata; Leptocardii; Amphioxiformes; Branchiostomatidae
Product: ubiquitin carboxyl-terminal hydrolase 2-like
Biological process (GO): protein deubiquitination
Cellular component (GO): cytoplasm
Molecular function (GO): cysteine-type deubiquitinase activity
Source: RefSeq, a predicted model, not a curated record
ACCAGGAACAUCCUGCCAAGGACUAACUCAAUAUCCAAACUUAAUUAUAAAAGUGAAGAUUUGCCAUCAAGAACUUCCAAUUCUUCCUCGAGAGUCUCCAAGACUCAGGUAUCUGGUGGGCGAGGAAGCCAAGAAAUUACUCUUGACUUCAGUGCGGACAGAAGGAAAGGCAGCCCGGUCAGGGAUCGUAUCUCCAGAUCCAGCUCUCUGGACAGGGAGAAUGACAGUCCAUCUGCAGUAACAAGACUUACCAACCAUGGAACACCUCCCAGCAGUGGUGCCAACAGUCGCCGCUCGUCAAUAGGAGGCUCUUCAGCAGAGGGAUUGGUGGGGCUGCGAAACUUGGGCAACACUUGCUUCAUGAACUCCAUUCUGCAGUGUUUGAGUCACACCAAGCAGCUUGCUGAUUACUGCAUGAACGAAAACUACAUAUUUGACCUCAAGGACUCCAACAGCAGUAUGAAAGGAGCGCUCAUGAAAGCUUUUGCCAACCUCAUCAGGCAGAUGUGGAGGGGAUCAAGUGAUGCAGUCAGCCCUUCUGCAUUCAAAGCCCAGAUCCAGAAGUUUGCACCCCGCUUUGUCGGAUACAACCAACAAGACAGCCAAGAGUUUCUGCGUUUCCUGCUGGAAGGUCUCCAUGAUGACAUCAAUAAGGUGCAGGUCAAACCUAAGCCCAGCUACAGCGAUGAUGAAGAGAUAGAGAAACUCAGUGAUGAGCGGAAGGCUCGACAUGCCUGGAACAAGUACUUACUCAGGGACAACAGCCAAAUCACAGACCUGUUUGUGGGCCAGCUGAAGAGUGUACUACAGUGCACACACUGCCAGCAUUGUUCUGUUACCUUUGACCCCUUCUGGGAUUUGUCGCUGCCAAUACCUAAGAAGUCCAGCAUUGAUGUCCGAGAUUGUCUAAGGGACUUUGUUGAAGAGGAGAUCCUGGAUGGGGAUGAGAAACCUACCUGCUCCAAAUGCAAGGCCCGUCGGAAGUGCACCAAGCGCUUCUUCCUGCAGAGGCUGCCCAAGAUCCUGGUGCUGCACCUGAAACGGUUCUCUGGCAUGAGGUAUCGCCAGAAGCUGUCCACAACGGUCAACUUCCCCCUGGCCAAGCUCAACCUGCAGGAGUUCACCUGUCCUGAGAGCCGAGGAAGUGCCCCAGCCACCUAUGACCUGUAUGCAGUCUCCAACCACUCAGGAACAACAUUUGGUGGCCACUACACAGCAUACUGCAAGUACCCCACCACAGGCGACUGGCACUGCUUCAACGACUCAAGAGUGAGCUCCAUCUCGGCCAGCAGUGUCAUAUCAUCGGAGGCUUACGUCCUGUUCUAUGAGCUACGAGACAAGUCCCGCUUGUAGUGUCAGAAAAGUACACCCCAACAAUUUACUUUACAUUAUUCUACUCACUGUCUUCCACUGAGAUAAUUCUUUAUAAACAGAAGUAUCUUAAUCAUUAUUUUGUGGCAAGGACAUUUUCAGGCCUAGUAACAAUGCGAAAGGUGUAAAGGUGUAUCCUUCAAAAAUGUGUCAAACAAGAAAGGUAGAAACAGUCUUCAUUGUUGCGUACGGCAGGUACCCCUCAAGCAACAGCCUAAACCACAGUGGUGCUGCUGUAAUGUAGAAUGAACAGCUCAUCUUCAACAAUAUUUAGUAUAUACCGGUAAGCAGGUUGUAUUCAGCUGCAUCUAUUGUUCAAGGGUUGUUUGUAUGUAUAUAGAUAUAUAGAUAACAUACCUGUAACAAACAGCAAAGGUGUAAUAUAAAAUUUGAUAUAGAUAUUCAUACAUAUAUGUAUGUAUGUACAUGUAGAUAUCAUCCACUAGAUGACCACUACUACUGUGUAAAUUCAAUAUGUUGUCAAAGCCAAAUGUUUAAAAAGAUUUAGCACCAUUUCACUUAAAAUGUGAAGCAAGAUGCCAUGGAAUUAUGCAGUUUCACAUAUCCCUUAUAUUGUAUUUUAUUUGUACAUAUCACAUUUUACUUUACAGAAUUGCAGCAGGUGCCCAAUAUCUUGUAUGUUUUUAAAGUUUUCAUGCUAUAUGUUGAUUUUGCAAUAGUGUUUGUCAUUAUAUUAUGUCACUGUUUGGUGUGUUGUUCUAGUGUCCUUUAGGAUCUUUAAUGAAUAUGUGAUUGGAAUACUGAUUAUAUAUUACCCCACAUGGGGUUGUUUGUGCCUGGUGUGGAUGGGUUGAGGAUUUUUAGCACAUAUAAACUAUACUUUUGAUGUUAUUUAUCCUAUACAAGUAACAGGACCUCUCUCGUUGGAAUCAGCCAAGGGACAGUAAGAUGACAGUAACAGUAACAGAACAAUAGAAAUCUUCAAUGGUAGUCAAUACCACAUGUCCAGAACAGUGGCAAACAUGACAAAAGUGUAUUAUGGCAAUACUUUCUAUCACAGUUCCAUCUGUUGAUGCCCUAGAUGAUGGCAUCAUCUCACAAACUUGGUGUUUCAUGUCACAGGCUGUACUGUAGAAUGGUUACAGAAAUGUCAACAGCAGAUAGCAGAAAGUGGCAUUUUAAAGUCAUCCGUGCCUGCUGUAUACAUGUAGGUAUGGACACUUUAAUGACUGUUAGAGAAAACUACGUGCACAUGUAAAUGUGUAGCCAGGAGAAUGAUCUGUAGUGAAAGCAGACGAGGGAAGUGAGAACUGUCAGAUGCAGAGAAGUGGUUGAUGAUACUGGUGGUAGUGGAAAUACACUCAUGGGUCCUUAGGACAAAGGGUCUUGAAUAAAGAGAUCAAACCUCA